AUGGUCAUCGACGAAGUAGGAUGCACCACCGGCGCUGCUAGCCUUUGUGCUGGUGCUGGAGUUGAUGAGACCGGAGGCCCUGGCAGCGGUUGGGGAGCAGAUCCUCAAGGCGCAGCUGGCAAUGACUCUGGAGGCACUUGGGGUGCUGAGGCCAAGCUGGAAUGGCUUGGCGUUUUCGUUAUCUACAUUCUGCGAAAGGAAGACAAUGGCACUGGCGUCUGGCAAUUCUACAAGUGGUUAUAA
This is a messenger RNA of Trichoderma virens Gv29-8, 243 nucleotides long. RefSeq lists its product as uncharacterized. The transcript is spliced from 2 exons. The record is from RefSeq and is a predicted model, not a curated record. Lineage: Eukaryota; Fungi; Ascomycota; Sordariomycetes; Hypocreales; Hypocreaceae. The coding region runs from base 1 to 243 and encodes 80 amino acids.